AUGCGACAAGGUCAAGAUUUUUUAAAUCAUUAUUCAACAGCGCGAAUUAUUGUCAUGGAAACAUUGAGAACAUUACAACCCUGUUAUUUACAUGCUUUUUUAAAAGCGCUGAAUUGUAAUAUUCAAAUUACAAGUAAUUAUCGUCAUAAUUUAUUGCAAGAAACAUUAAUCAGUUUGAAAAACACCAGUACAGAAAGAAUACAAGAAAUUAUACAAAAUUUUCAAUUAAGUAAGUAGCGAUCUAAUUGUUUCUCAUUCACAGAUGUGCACUAGAGAAGAUGACUAUACAUUCUGUUGUUCCCAUAAGUCGAAACUAAAACUCUGCUUAACACCUUUGUUUUCAGCAGAAAAGUAAGAAAAAACGGUACCCUUAAUCAGAAGUUUAUUGCUCAUCUUAUUCUCGAGUUUCAUAAGAUAAAUUGUGUGAAUACUUCACUUUCUAACAGCACUUGAGCACUAGCAUUUCCUCUGUUCCCUUCUUUAGUAAGUCUGUUA
Didymodactylos carnosus is the source of this 495-nucleotide messenger RNA. NCBI's taxonomy places the organism in Eukaryota, Metazoa, Rotifera, Eurotatoria, Philodinida, Philodinidae. The record is from the annotation of a GenBank genome assembly.